Mesitornis unicolor (brown roatelo) is the source of this 645-nucleotide messenger RNA. Its product is annotated as cytochrome P450 2J2-like. Gene Ontology annotation, cellular component: intracellular membrane-bounded organelle; cytoplasm. NCBI's taxonomy places the organism in Eukaryota, Metazoa, Chordata, Aves, Mesitornithiformes, Mesitornithidae. The record is from RefSeq and is a predicted model, not a curated record. The annotation marks the transcript as partial. Gene Ontology annotation, molecular function: heme binding; oxidoreductase activity, acting on paired donors, with incorporation or reduction of molecular oxygen, reduced flavin or flavoprotein as one donor, and incorporation of one atom of oxygen; iron ion binding. The transcript is spliced from 4 exons. Gene Ontology annotation, biological process: xenobiotic metabolic process.
AUGCUGCGCUUCCUCUGGGAGAGCAUCUCCUUCCAGAUGCUCCUCAUCUUCCUCGUUGUCUUCCUGCUCAUCGCCGAUUAUAUGAAGAAAAGAAAGCCAAAGAACUUCCCUCCUAGCCCCAUCUCUCUUCCCCUCCUGGGGCAUGCCUACUUGCUGAUCUUCAGAAAUCCUCAAACUGUAACUGAGAAGCUUCCUGAAAGAUAUGGGGACAUCUUCAGCAUGCAUGUGGGCAGCAUAUGGUGUGUGUUUGUAAAUGGGCUGCAGAUGGUAAAGGAAGUUCUUGUAAACCAAGGGGAAAACUUCUUGGAACGCCCUGACAUUCCUAUCAACAGGGAUGCCUUUGGCAACAAGGGACUGAUCUCCUCCAGUGGGCACCUGUGGAAGCAGCAGAGGAGGUUCACCUUGACCACCCUCCGAAACUUUGGCUUGGGGAAGAGGGGCCUGGAGGAGCGCAUCCAGGAGGAGUGCCAAUUUCUCGUGGAUGAGUUUAGGAAUGAACAGGGGACUCCUUUCAAUCCACACUUUAAAAUCAAUAACGCCGUUUCAAACAUCAUCUGCUCCAUCAUCUUUGGCAAUCGGUUUGACUACAAUGAUGAGGAAUUCCAAAAAUUGUUGCAGCUGCAGGAUGAGAUGGACAGACUCAAU